AUGUCGAGUGCUGCGGUCACGCCGCAAAUGCGCGCGCAUGGCUGGAAUGUGUACUUUCUUGCAGACGUUAACGCCUUCCACUUUUCUGGUAUUUUUCAGAGUCACGAUAGUGGUUUCUUAACCUUUCGUGAUGUUGUUGAUGAACUUCGUCUUUGUUUCGAGCUCCCUGAUGCUAUGCGCCUCCAAGAAAAUAACGAUGGCAGUCAGGCACAGGACCCUUGGGGUGACAUUGCCUUUGGCUUGAUCAGCCGAGACAAUUCUUUAUCUGAAUCUCCUCGCUUGGUGACCAACGAACAUCGAGACCUGCAAGUCCCCAGCCUUGUAUGCCCUGACUUCCAAGAGCGAGCCGUUGUGCGGUAUCAUCUUGUGCGCCAUUCAGCAUGCAAUCUCCCUUCUGAUGUACCUUUGAAUGCUCAUUUAAACGCUCGAUGCGCAACACAUAUUGCUCGUCCAACCCGUUGUCCCGAACCUCGUUAUUUGCCACCAAAGAAGCCGUCAUCUGAUCCUCGAAUUGCGAUAAUGCCCUUUCGACGAACUCUCAGAGCACGUACCAGUUCUCAAUCCCCAAAACGACGCGCUUCUGGUUCCGCAUCACCAACUAAGCAACAAGAAGAAGAGGAUGUUGCAUCGAUUGUAGCCCCACCGAACAUGGACGAGAUCAACCACGAGUACGCUCGACAAAUCAUGACUCAGUUUAGGUCGUCGUGUCUUGUAAUGGCAUCCCGUUGUGCUGUAUCGGGAAAGGGCCGGUCCUGGUGCAUGACACCAGCUGUUGGACCCGGUCUACAAGCAUGUCACAUAAUUCCGCAGCAGCAUUAUCACCUGUAUCCUGAUUCAAGAGAUGGCCAAAGCUCUGAGCUCAGUCGUCGACGACUCCGGGAUGCGUGGAUGCAGACAUGGUCCGCCACUAAUGGUCUCCUCUUGAUGAGUCAUUUACAUGAGGCCUUCGACGCCAGAUUAUUCUCAAUCCAUCCUGAAACACUUCGCAUUCGCGCAUUUGUUCCCUACGAUAUCUUCAUGGACUAUCAUGGCAUGGAGGCCCGUGUGCCUCCAGAUGUCGAUCGGAAUGCUCUCCGUCAUCACUAUGAAAUGUGUUGUAUUGAGAACAUGGCAGCCAAGAUGCCUUCUGAAGAUCUCAUCGCUCCGCCAUUGGCAAGCCAGACAGGUACUUCAGGUGUAAACACGCCGUUAUCGUCACGGAGUGAUUUCCCCAUAACACCAAGACCAGAUGAUCCAUCCGGCGGUGAUCCGACUAAGAGAUCACAGUCUACCCGAGAUGGCCCAGACAGAGGAUCUUCAGGUUCACAGGUGUUUAGUCAGAGUGUUGUUGAUUCGUUCGACAUGGACGUCAGGGGCUGCAAAAGAAGACGAAUCGAAGACUAUGAGGUUACCUUGUCUGAUAUUGACAGGACGGACUGGGCCAGGGACGGUAUUUCAGACAAUUAUAUCAGUCAUGAGUUCCUGGCAGAUGUCAAUCGGAAACUUAGAAAGCUCGCCAACUUUACUAAAUGA
Fusarium mangiferae is the source of this 1512-nucleotide messenger RNA. RefSeq lists its product as uncharacterized. The transcript is spliced from 2 exons. The record is from RefSeq and is a predicted model, not a curated record. Bases 1 to 1512 code for a protein of 503 amino acids. Lineage: Eukaryota; Fungi; Ascomycota; Sordariomycetes; Hypocreales; Nectriaceae.